ACCCCCCGCCGGGGUCCCGCUCUGCCGCCUUCCGCCGCGCCACGGGCGCUCCGCGGCAGCUCCGGGGUCGCCGAGGGUUCCCCCCGUCGCUUUUCGCAGUUUUCCAGCUCCAUAGCGCAGCUCUCCAAAAGGACCUGUUGGAGCGACGCGUAAAUACAUGGAAACCCGAGAGCACCUCGUGCACCCAAUAAUUUUCCAGCGAUUUUAAUAGCGAGCCGGAUCCCUCUUCUCGUCCUCCCGUGCUGUGAACUUGGCAGACACUUGCACUGGUUUUGUAGUGCUUCCCGAGCAUGAGUUCAGCAUGAAGCGGCGAUUGGAUGAGCAGGAGUCACCCGUGUAUGCGUCGCAGCAGAGACGUAUCACCAGCAGCACCGAGGCUUUCCCGCACCAGCACCGCGUGCUUGCCCCGGCCCCGCCGGUCUAUGAGGCAGUUUCGGAGACCAUGCAGUCGGCCACGGGGAUCCAGUACUCCGUAACUCCCAGCUACCAGGUGUCGGCCGUGCCGCAGAGCUCGGGCAGCCAUGGGCCGGCCAUCGCCGCUGUGCACAGCGGCCACCACCACCCUGCGCCGGUGCAGCCCCACGGCAGCCAGGUGGUGCAGAGCCACACGCACCCCACACCCCCGGCCGUGCCCGUGCAGGGCCAGCAGCAGUUCCAGAGGCUCAAGGUGGAGGAUGCAUUGUCUUACCUUGACCAGGUGAAGCUACAGUUUGGUAGUCAGCCACAGGUCUACAAUGACUUCUUGGAUAUUAUGAAGGAAUUUAAAUCUCAAAGCAUCGACACUCCAGGGGUGAUCAGCCGUGUAUCGCAGCUCUUCAAGGGCCACCCAGACUUGAUCAUGGGUUUCAACACCUUCUUGCCACCUGGCUACAAGAUUGAGGUGCAGACCAACGACAUGGUGAACGUGACAACCCCGGGGCAGGUUCACCAGAUCCCCACGCAUGGGCUGCAGCCCCAGCCACAGCCCCAGCCGCCGCAUCCGUCGCAGCCUUCGGCGCAGUCGACUCCGACACCAGCACAGCCGGCGCCGCAGCCCACACCUGCCAAAAUCAGCAAGCCAUCGCAGUUGCAGGCACAUACUCCUGCCAACCAGCAGACCCCCCCGAUUCCGCCGUAUGCAUCACCACGCUCGCCACCGGUCCAGCCUCACACACCUGUGACAAUCUCUCUGGGCACCACACCAUCCCUGCAGAACAAUCAGCCCGUGGAGUUUAAUCAUGCCAUCAACUACGUCAACAAGAUCAAGAAUCGGUUCCAGGGACAGCCGGACAUCUACAAAGCCUUCCUGGAGAUUCUCCACACGUAUCAGAAAGAGCAGCGCAAUGCCAAGGAGGCAGGAGGGAACUACACGCCGGCUCUGACGGAGCAGGAGGUGUAUGCCCAGGUAGCUCGCCUCUUCAAGAACCAGGAGGAUCUGCUCUCGGAAUUUGGGCAGUUCCUGCCUGAUGCCAACAGCUCUGUGCUGCUAAGUAAGACAACUGCAGAGAAAGUGGAAUCGGUCAGGAAUGACCACGGGGGCACAGUGAAGAAGCCACAGCUCAACAACAAGCAGCAGAGACCCAACCAGAACGGCUGCCAGAUCCGACGGCACUCGAGCACUGGGGCAACCCCUCCGGUGAAGAAGAAACCAAAGCUGCUUGGUUUAAAAGACCAGUCUUUGGCAGAAGCCAGCAAACAUGGUGUGGGGACAGAAUCUCUCUUCUUUGAGAAGGUCCGCAAAGCUCUGCGUAGCACAGAAGCAUACGAGAACUUCCUGCGCUGCCUGGUUAUUUUCAACCAGGAGGUGAUCUCCCGGGCCGAGCUCGUGCAGCUGGUUUCUCCAUUCCUGGGGAAAUUCCCGGAACUUUUCACUUGGUUUAAAAACUUUCUGGGGUAUAAGGAGUCUGUUCACAUGGAGACGUAUCCGAAGGAACGGGCUACUGAGGGGAUUGCCAUGGAGAUUGACUAUGCCUCCUGCAAGAGGCUGGGCUCCAGCUACCGAGCCUUGCCCAAGAGCUACCAGCAACCCAAGUGCACAGGGCGGACUCCGCUGUGUAAAGAGGUUUUGAAUGACACCUGGGUCUCCUUCCCGUCCUGGUCCGAAGAUUCCACGUUUGUGAGCUCCAAGAAGACACAAUAUGAAGAGCACAUCUACAGGUGUGAGGAUGAACGUUUUGAGCUGGAUGUUGUCUUGGAGACCAACCUGGCAACGAUCCGCGUUCUGGAGGCAAUCCAGAAGAAACUGUCGCGCUUGUCUGCGGAGGAGCAGGCCAAAUUCCGCCUGGACAACACCCUGGGGGGCACCUCGGAGGUGAUCCACCGCAAGGCUCUCCAGAGGAUAUAUGCUGACAAAGCAGCUGACAUCAUCGAUGGGCUUCGCAAGAACCCCUCCGUGGCUGUUCCCAUUGUACUGAAAAGGUUAAAGAUGAAAGAGGAAGAGUGGCGAGAAGCCCAGAGAGGAUUUAAUAAAGUCUGGCGAGAGCAGAAUGAGAAGUAUUACCUGAAAUCCUUGGACCACCAAGGCAUCAACUUCAAGCAGAAUGAUACCAAGGUCCUAAGGUCAAAGAGUCUCCUCAAUGAGAUUGAAAGCAUCUAUGAUGAGAGGCAAGAACAGGCUUCAGAAGAAAAUGCUGGAGUGCCCACAGGCCCACACCUCUCGCUAGCCUAUGAAGACAAGCAGAUCCUGGAAGAUGCUGCCUCUCUCAUCAUCCACCACGUGAAGCGGCAGACAGGAAUCCAGAAAGAGGACAAGUACAAAAUCAAGCAGAUCAUGUAUCACUUCAUUCCAGACCUGCUGUUUGCUCAGCGAGGUGAACUCUCGGAUGUGGAAGAGGAAGAAGAAGAGGAAAUGGAUGUGGACGAAGCUACUGGGGCUGCAAAAAAGCACAAUGGUGUUGGGGGUAGUCCUCCCAAAACCAAGCUGAUGUUCAACAACACGACAGCCCAGAAGCUGCGGGGCAUGGAUGAGGUCUACAACCUCUUCUACGUGAACAGCAACUGGUACAUCUUCAUGAGGCUGCACCAGAUCCUGUGCUUGCGGCUGCUGCGGAUCUGCACCCAGGCUGAGCGGCAGAUCGAGGAGGAGACGCGGGAACGGGAGUGGGAGAGGGAAGUGCUGGGCAUAAAGCGAGACAAGAGUGACAGUCCUGCCAUCCAGCUGCGACUGAAGGAGCCCAUGGACAUCGAUGUGGAGGAUUAUUACCCGGCCUUCCUGGACAUGGUGCGCAACCUCCUGGAUGGGAACAUGGACUCGUCGCAGUAUGAGGAUUCCCUGCGCGAGAUGUUCACCAUCCACGCCUACAUCGCCUUCACCAUGGACAAGCUGAUCCAGAGCAUCGUCCGACAGCUCCAGCACAUCGUGAGUGAUGAGAUCUGUGUGCAGGUGACAGACCUAUACCUGUCGGAGAACAGCAAUGGAGCCACGGGAGGUCUCCUCGCUUCCCAGUCUUCCCGUACGCUCCUGGAGGCCGCGUACCAGCGCAAAGCUGAGCAGCUCAUGUCCGAGGAGAACUGCUUCAAGCUGAUGUUCAUUCAGAGCAGAGGUCAAGUUCAGUUAACCAUUGAGCUGCUGGACACAGAAGAGGAAAAUUCGGAUGACCCUGUGGAAGCAGAGCGCUGGUCGGACUACGUGGAGCGGUACGUUAACUCUGAUUCUACCUCCCCUGAGCUCCGCGAGCACCUGGCCCAGAAACCCGUCUUCCUGCCCAGGAAUCUGAGGCGGAUCCGUAAGUGUCAGCGUGGUCGGGAGCAGCAGGAGAAGGAAGGGAAGGAGGGAAACAGUAAGAAGUCCAUGGAGAAUGUGGAGAGCCUGGACAAGCUGGAGUGUAAAUUCAAGCUGAACUCCUAUAAGAUGGUGUACGUGAUCAAAUCGGAGGAUUACAUGUACAGGAGGACUGCGCUGCUGCGAGCUCAGCAGUCCCAUGAAAGGGUGAGCAAGCGCCUGCACCAGCGAUUCCAGGCCUGGGUGGACAAAUGGACCAAGGAGCACGUGCCCCGCGAAAUGGCAGCCGAGACAAACAAGUGGCUCAUGGGUGAAGGGUUGGAGGGCUUGGUGCCCUGCACCACCACCUGUGACACAGAGACCCUGCACUUUGUCAGCAUCAACAAGUACCGCGUCAAAUACGGCACGAUAUUCAAGACGCCCUAAGAGUCCCCCGGGGCGAGGGAAGAGCCCGGGAGAUGUGUGUGUGUGUGCGCGCAUCCAGGGAAGGAGGAAGAUGCCUUUCUCCCCUCACUGUGUAUCUCCGUAACAUGGCCACUUGACUAGUGCGUGGCUGGUACAACCUGUCCCGGCGGGAUCCCCUGCGGGGACGUGGAUCUCUGCCUGGGGCUGCAGGCCGCCGGCCCUUUUUGGGCAGGAAGGACCCUUCUCUGAACUGAGCCAUCCCAGAGAAACACAACAAGCUCGUACACACCAGCAGCGUUGAGGCUUUGACUCCCCGGAGGCCCUGAGCGGCGAGGGAGGGGAACAGGAUGCCCUCCACCACCGGACCGCUUGGAUGUAUCCCCAAAAUCCCCAGGUGCCUGUCGCCACCGGAUUCUCCUCUCUUUGCGGGCUCCAGCACGGGGCCACGGGGCAGUGGACCCUGGGUUCCUCUCGCUCCCUCCUCUCCCUCCCAGGCUGGACUCACCCUGUGCAGAUCGGUCUGUCCUUUCUAGUGCCAGUGGAACUGUUUUAUUUUUAUUUUGGGUUUUUGGUUUUUUUUGUACCUGCUUGUUUACUAGUCUCUCCUAGUGCCAUGCACCAGCUUUUCACACACAUGUACGUACACACACACAGCAGAGAACAACACGAUUUUAACAUGUUCCCCUCCUUUUUUGUAAAUAAAUGUACAAAUUGUCAAUUUUUUGGUUUUUUUUUUUUCUUUUUGGUUUGCUGUUUUGUUUUGUUUUUUUUAAUUAAAGGAAUUAUGCUUGAUGUGCUAGCAUAACUGUACUAGCUUCUUGUGUACCAUAGUACCAGGUGGCUUGAGAAUUAGUAUCGACAGACAGACCGAUGGAGACAUUUAUUACACUUUUUACCAAAGGGAGUUAUCAUUGUAGUGCUUUUGUGUGGAAACUUUUUUCUCCUUUUUUUGUAAAUAAAAAAAAUAAUGUCUUUGUUCUUAA
Messenger RNA from Corvus hawaiiensis (hawaiian crow), 5088 nucleotides. RefSeq names its product SIN3 transcription regulator family member A (gene SIN3A). The transcript has 21 exons. Lineage: Eukaryota; Metazoa; Chordata; Aves; Passeriformes; Corvidae. Gene Ontology annotation, biological process: negative regulation of transcription by RNA polymerase II. Gene Ontology annotation, molecular function: transcription corepressor activity. Bases 302 to 4126 code for a protein of 1274 amino acids. The record is from RefSeq and is a predicted model, not a curated record. Gene Ontology annotation, cellular component: chromatin.